AUGGGUACUUGUUCAGGAAAACGUCCUUAAAAUGAAUCAUCUUUAAAGAACUAAUAGAACCAAUCAAAUACAGACAAUAUUACUCCUUAAAAAUAUCAAUUAAAUGAUGGUAUUAAUGGGAAUAAUUUUAAAUAGUUUAAUCAGAUAUUGGAAAUCUAAUUAUAACAAAUAAGAAAUUGGGAAGAAUAACAAAGGAUUAUACACUCUUAAAUCCUCCAUUAGGAAAUGGUAUAUAUAAAUACUCAUUGUAAUUCAAGGAGCUUAUGGGGAAGUGCGUAAAGCAAUACAUAAAAGCACUAAUUUAAUGAGGGCUGUUAAAAUAAUUCAUAAAUCUUAAACAACCAAAUAAGAACAAGAAAGGUUAAUUAAUGAAGUUGAAAUACUGUAAAAAUUAGUAUCAUAUAAUAAUAUAUAUUAAAGGAUCAUCCAAACAUUAUAUAGAUAUACGAAUUUUAUUAAGAUGAUAGAUUCUUCUAUAUAGUAACAGAAUUAUGUACAGGAGGAGAACUGUUUGAUAAAAUUAGAGCAGAGGGAAGUUUUUCUGAAAAGAAAGCUGCUGAAAUAAUGAAGUAAAUAUUAUCUGCAGUUAAUUAUUGUCAUGAAUAAAAGAUUGUACAUAGGUAUUACAAUAACUAUGUUAAAAAAGAGACUUAAAGCCUGAGAAUUUAUUGUAUGAAUCAGAAGAAGAAAAUUCUUUACUCAAAAUUAUAGAUUUUGAUACUUCAAAAGAGUUUGUUCCCAAUUAAAAAUUGAAUUAAAAAUUAGGAACUCCAUAUUACAUAGCACCUGAAAUCUUAAAGAAAUAAUAUGAUGAAAAAUGUGAUCUCUGGUCUUGUGGUGUAAUUUUAUACAUACUUCUAUGUGGGUAAUAUAUAUAUAUUAUUAAGUUAUCCUCCAUUUGAUGGUAAAAAUGAAGAUAAAAUAAUGGAAAAAAUUUCUUAAGGAGUUUAUUCUUUUGAUUCUUAAGAAUGGGAAGAUGUUUCUAUAGAAGCUAAAAAUUACAUUAGAAAACUGUUAGAAUUGGAUCCAAGUAGUUCAGUGUUAUAGAUUCUUAGGCAAAAGGUUAAAUGCUCAAUAAGCCUUAUCAGAACCUUGGAUUAAGAAGUUUAAUAAUCCUCUUGAAUUUGAUAAACCAUUAAUGACUAAAGUAUUAAAAAAUUUGAAGAAAUUUAUAACUCAAUAAAAAUUGCAAGAAUCAAUUGUUAAAUUUAUUGUGAAUCAAUUAGCUACAAAAUAAGAGAAGACAGAAUUACUAAAAACUUUUUAAUGUCUUGAUACCAAUCAAGAUGGUAAAUUAAGUAAAGAGGAAUUAUUGGCAGGAUACUCUAAGAUUAUGAAACCAGUUGAAGCAGUAGAAGAAGUCAAUCGUAUUUUUUUAUAAGUGGAUAAAAAUAAUUCUGGUUCAAUAGAUUAUACUGGUACUUAUGAUAAUAAUUUAUAUGAGUAGAGUUUGUUAUUGCCACUAUUGAUAGAUAAUAAUUAUUAUCUAAAUAAAGAUUGAAGAUGACAUUUAGAAUGCUUGAUAAAGUAAAAUAUUAUAUAAUAUAGGAUAAAAGUGGUUCGAUUAGUAUAGAUGAAUUGAAAGAAAUAUUUAGUGGUAUCUCAGAAGAUAUCUGGAAAUAAGUGGUACAAGAUUUUGAUUCCAAUUCUGAUGGACAAAUUUCAUUAAAUGAAUUUUUCACAAUGAUGAAAAAGAUAGAAUGA
Paramecium pentaurelia is the source of this 1704-nucleotide messenger RNA. The record is from the annotation of a GenBank genome assembly. Lineage: Eukaryota; Ciliophora; Oligohymenophorea; Peniculida; Parameciidae.